AUGGGGGCUGCUCUCGUCGAGGCGGCGGCCAUGGGCGCCGCCAAGGGCGGAGGCGGUCGCCAGGCGGUUGCAGCGGCGGUCGCUGCGGCCUGCAGGUGCGUCGUGGCUUCGGCGCAACGUGCGCGAGCCGGAGGCGAUGGCGGCGAGGAGCUUGCGGUGCGCCUUGCCGCGAUGGUUCCGGCGAUGCUGCAGCGCAUCCGGGGGGCAGGGGCCCGACGGGCAGGCGCGCUCGCGCCGCGACGUCGGCGCCCACCACGGUGGACCACAGGAAAACGGCAGAGUACAGGAACGCGGCUCGUCCAC
Messenger RNA from Prorocentrum cordatum, 303 nucleotides. Lineage: Eukaryota; Dinophyceae; Prorocentrales; Prorocentraceae. The record is from the annotation of a GenBank genome assembly.